This is a messenger RNA of Drosophila hydei, 1474 nucleotides long. RefSeq lists its product as uncharacterized. The coding region runs from base 71 to 1252 and encodes 393 amino acids. Gene Ontology annotation, cellular component: spindle pole. Gene Ontology annotation, molecular function: protein binding. Gene Ontology annotation, biological process: establishment of meiotic spindle localization; mitotic cell cycle; spindle organization. The transcript has 4 exons. NCBI's taxonomy places the organism in Eukaryota, Metazoa, Arthropoda, Insecta, Diptera, Drosophilidae. The record is from RefSeq and is a predicted model, not a curated record.
AUAUCAAUAGAGGCAGACACUAUUCACACCUUCUACACCGUAACAAACAGUACUCAAUACAUUAUUAAAAAUGUUUCCAACGACACUUUUAGGUCUAUAUUCUUAUUGUUCGGUCGAAAGUACCCAUGUAAAUAAGGGAUGUCUAAGUCAAAAUGAGAGCAGGUCUGGACCUUCUCUGUUUCCGAUGCAGGCGAAUGUAAUGCGCACUCAAUUGCUAUUACUCGAUUACAAACAGUUCAAGGCCGCGCGCACCAUACAAAGUAAUUUCCGUGGUUUUAUCGCUCGUGUCAAAAUGCGAAGGCAACGGAAAGCCGCUCGUAUUAUUCAACAUGCAUGGAGUCGAUAUAUAGGCAGGCGUCAUUUGAUCCUUGUGGCACAGGAUCGCACUCAAGAGUCCCUUCAAAUUUUGUACUACAACGCAUCUCUAAAGAUACAGUCCUUCUUUCGGGGCUGGUGGUCGCGCAAGCAUGUCAACAAUUUGCUCUUCCUCAAGAACAUGCAGCUGCAAUGCGUGGAGGAACUGCUGCAUUCGUAUGCCUUAAAGCUGCGCAGAAUGAUGAGAACCGGCGAAUUGCCAGGAUAUAUUGAUUUUAAUAAGCAAAAAGAAUACACCAAAGUAAAGGACAUACUUACAGCUUUGACUUAUCGAUUUUAUAAUCGAUAUGUGUGCAAUAAGUAUAUGACUGUUAGAACACAGGAGAAUGAACGUCAACGCGAAUUCAUGGAUGCCGUGCUUAGAACUUGGGUGCCAUAUUCUGGCUUCAACCACAAUGCCGCUUGCCAAAGAUGGACAGAUAAUUUUGAUAUUGUGCCCAAAGUCUAUGCGCUCCGUGAAUACGAUGUGGCCCAGUUCUUUAUGUCACAGACACGAACACAGUUAAACACAUCACAGAAAAAAUCGAUGCAGGCCAAAAGACAAGAAAUGAAGGUUUUACAAGAACGCCAAUUCUGCAGAGACGUCGCGAAUAGUAUGAGAUUUUGGAGCGUUUGUAACGCGUGUAAGGGGAAACUCGUCGAUAGCGUAAUGACCAAACAGUUUAAGGAGUACUUAGCCGAUAUCAAAUCCGAUCUGGAGGCAAUGGAUUAUAUGCCCAACUGCAAUUGCACCUGUGAAUAUUUGCACCAAGAUACAUUGAAUAGUCAAUCGGCAUUGCUUUUCCAAACCAAACAGGCAGCUUCCUCGCUAGAGCCAAGGGACAAAUAUAUAGAUAUGUGGCAAGAAGUACAGAAACUACGCUUGAUAGAGAAAUAAAGGACGAUUUCCCGUACUUCAUUGGAAAGCCAUGAAAUAUUGGCGUAUUUAUCGUUCGAGGUAUGGGGGCACAAAACCUCAGCGUUGGCUAAUUGUACCUAAAGGCAGUUCAUUGUGCAAUACAGUUGGCCACAAUUACAUUCGUAAUUAGCGGGAAAAUUGUAUAUAAUUUUAUAUCUAUAUACGCAUUGACUAAUAAAACGUGGCAGCAGGUGAACUCUA